Messenger RNA from Bemisia tabaci, 2306 nucleotides. RefSeq names its product leucine zipper transcription factor-like protein 1. Lineage: Eukaryota; Metazoa; Arthropoda; Insecta; Hemiptera; Aleyrodidae. Gene Ontology annotation, biological process: negative regulation of protein localization to cilium. The record is from RefSeq and is a predicted model, not a curated record. Gene Ontology annotation, cellular component: cytoplasm.
ACUUAGAUAAUACUACUUUCAACCGGUCCAAUUUCUCUAAUCUUUGUUACUCCUGUACAUCAACGUCUCCUCCAACCAAAGCUUCAAAGAUUGGUAUAAAAUCUGAUGGCUAACACCUCCGAAAACUUUUAAAAUUUUUACUUUCAAAGGAUGUCCAAACCAAUUUAAAGCUAAUCUUCAGAAUUUUGAGCCUGUGGAUUGGAAUCAAUUUCAUGAGGCUUGUUUUCCAGGGUUGAUGGCAGUCUGGAAAACCAGGAAAAUCAGGGAAUCCACUGUGAUCGGGAAAAUUCAGGGAAUUUAUCAGAGCCUUUUAUCUUCUGAACUGUUACUGAUUGCUUUUAUCUAUAAGUUGAUGUCCUAACAAAGAAAUUUUAUCUGUUAAACUAUCCAUCAGUUUAAAGAAUUAAAUGAAAUUGAUAAUUGCAUUUAGCCGCUCCAAAAUAGGGCCCUUUGCGUUAAGAUAUUUUGGCAUAGCGAUCUUUUGAUUUACCAAGAAUAUUAGCAGAGAACAUGAAGAUUAAAAAUUAGCUGGACAUUUUAAAUAGAGCCUAACCUUUGUCUUCUCUGCAAUCUCCUCUUAUCUUUGAUAGGAAAUCAGUAAUUGUUCAGUUUAAAUAGAAAGAAAGAAUUACAGAAAAAAAACCAUCUUAAUUGAAGCCGUAUCCAAAUCGAGAAAUUUGAAAAUAAAUUAUCCCUUUGUCUGAUCGUUCAAUUGGCACAGAUUGAAUCAGAUUGUAGUAUCAGAAGCAAUUUCCUCCCAGCUCAUGGAUUUCUGAUUCUGUGUUUUUUGCAUCGUUGCCAUGGCAACCAAUGAACAACAUUCAAUUAACGUAUGCAGUUGUGAAGUGACUUUAUUUGGAAUGAAUUUAUACUUCAUUUGCUGGUCACACAAAAACAAACAAUUACCAUGAGUGAAUUAGGACUGAAUGAACAUCAUCAGAGUACGUUGAACAGCUAUCUCAAGUUUAGUCGAUACUACCGUCAGCAAAAUUUAAAAAGUGUACAGCUCUCAUUUCAAGAUGUCUUGGAUGCGAGGUUGCUGGACUCAACGUACACAAAGCAAGAGGUAGAAGACUUAAUCACAAGCCUCCAAAAUUUGAUAGUUACAGAGAUGGAAGCAGAGUUGAUAAGCUUUUCUCACAUUAAUGUGUUGCUCCUGACACAAUUAUUCACGCAAGCUCAGCAAUGGCAUUUAAGACUGAACGUUGAUCUCUCAGAAUUGCAAAAUAAGAAACUCUUGGAGAUAGUAAAAUCUCUGGAGAAAGAUAAUUUUAGUGGGGAGAAAACAAGACUAAAGCCGAUUAAUGAAAGUUCUAAAUCCGUUGAACUUUUACGGCUCGAGAUAGAGCGUUUGAAAGAAGUCAACAAUCAACUUCAAGCCUCAUUGGAACUGAAAGACAAAGACUUUAUGAUGGCAAAUGAAAAGUACAAAGAGAUUAUAAAGGAAAAUGAUCACAAACUGCAGCAAUUCGGGGGCCAACCAAAAAAAGAUCAGGAAACAUCGACGGAAAGCUUGCCGAUUGAAAAGCAAUCAAGCACUGAAAAACUUCUGGGAGAUUAUGAAGCUGUUUUGAGAGAACAGUUGAGCGCAGAAUUGAUCACAAUGAAAGAAGAAAUGGCAACUGUACAAUCACAACUAACUCUUGCUGAGCAGGAGCUUGAGCAGAAAUUUAACCAAACCGCAGCAUAUAAUAAUAUGAAACGAAUCAUUGAUAAGAAGAAUCAACAGAUCCGAGAACUACGAGCUCAGCUUUCUCAUCCUCCGGAGGAUAGUAAUAAUUCAAAUUGAAAUGAAAAUAAUUCAUUAUACUUCUGUUCGGAAAAAUGAACCUUUUAAAUAUUAUUUUCACAAGUGGAAAGUUGUAUCAGACCCACCAUAUCACUAUAAAUUAAAUAUUUCUUUGAGGAUAAGCAGUAACCAUUAUUUCCACAGUUACAUUCAUAGCUAUCAAGAUCCUAAUUUUUUUUAGACAUCACAGUCUUUGCAAAUGAAAUUCAUCGAUCUUUUCAGCCUUAAUUUUGUACACUUUCAUAUUUUGUAGCACAUAACUGACCAGAAAUGGACAGCUGUGCUCCUUUUAGAUGAUAUGAGAACUAAAUUGGAGUUAAUUAAGUAAGCGUCAAUAAAAAAAAUAAUUCUAAAUCAAGUCUACCUGUCUAAAGAACAGUAUGUACGUACAUUUCAGUGUGAUUUGCCUCUUUCAGUAUUUACCUAUUUUAUUUUUGUUGUUAAAUUUAGUUGUUGAUAAGGGGUUGAACUAAACAAAUUCAACACUCUUUUUAUACCAUUAAAGUAUUUUUUCAUA